Molecule: messenger RNA, 1829 nt
Organism: Hyla sarda
Lineage: Eukaryota; Metazoa; Chordata; Amphibia; Anura; Hylidae
Product: carcinoembryonic antigen-related cell adhesion molecule 1-like
Exons: 8
Coding region: 155-1174 (339 amino acids)
Source: RefSeq, a predicted model, not a curated record
GAGGCCCCCACUAUGUGAUCCGUCUGUGACUAUCCUCAGGAUCUGUGUAAUUAUCUGUAGCCACCAGUCCGGCUCCCAGAACACUGACGUCUGUACUACUGGAAUAUCAGGUAUCCGAGCGUCCCCUGGGGAUAUUGUGAUCCGGUGCUGGGACAUGGACGCCCGCUGUGCCACCCUACGCUGUGCCACCCUACUCUGUGCCCUGCUCCUGCUGGUACAUACUGGUACGGAAGCGGCGGUUAUUACAGUACAGAGUAAUUCUUCCACCAAUAUCCUGGUUGGGAAUAACAUCACCCUGUCCAUCACAUACAAUACCACAAAGGACCCUACUGUCAGCUGGUCUAAAGAUAGCGUCAGCAUGGCAAAAUGGAGCAAAGCGUCCACUGAGGUCCUAGAUGCAAAUAAGCAGAAGAUAAUCGGGAAUGGAUCCCUACUGAUAUAUAACAGCACCAAGGGUGACAGCGCAAAUUACUUGGUCAGGGUGGAAGCACUCGGAGACACUGAUGGCACGCUGAGAUUUCCAGUGACAGUUUACGACCCGGUGACAAACGUUUCGGUGUCGCAGUCUCCUGAAGCAGUAAAUGAGAACGCCCCCGUUGUGAAUCUGACCUGCAGUGCGGCCACUGGGGGGAUGACCUACGCAUGGACGAAAGACGAAAAAUCACUGACCAAUGAUAGCAGCUACGUUCUAUUAGAUGGCGGUCAGAUGCUGCAGAUUAUUCUUCCCAAGAGGACGCAUAAUGGAAACUACAGCUGUAACGUGUCCAAUCCGGUCAGUUCGAACACCAAAACACGGAUGCUGAGUGUUUCAUACACGGAUUCGCUGAGUGGGGGCGCCAUCGCUGGCAUUGUGAUUGGUUCGAUAUGCGGUGUGAUACUGCUCAUUGGUCUCAUCAUCCUUGUGAUUUUUUGUAUACGGAAAAGAAAGAAAGGAGAAAAAGAGAAGAAAUUGGCUCAGUCGCAUAAAGAAGCUAUACGUACGGUAUCAGGAACAACUCUGUCGCCUGAUGACCCAGCGUACUUCACCCUCAAUAACAUCAUGUACCGCAGCUCCUCCAUCUCCAUGGGCUCCUACAUCAUGAAAGAUUUAGAUAACACAUCUGAUUUCGUACGGAAUAUUUCACCCAUCCCUCCACCGAGCCAAAUUAAAGUCAAGAAGGCUACACAAGUAUAACAAUAAUGGAUGAAGAGGACGCUUGUCCCAUUUGGGCUCCAUUGAUGAUGAGCAGAACCGGACAAGAUGGCGGUCGGGAGCUGAAGCCGUCAAUAGGAGCUGAUGUGGUCAAUGGUACGGAUGGAGGAUGGACCUUUCAUGGCCGAGAUUAUAAAUCUUAGAUGCAGUUGUUACUUUGGACCCUGUUUACAUAUCUAUUCUCCAGAUGGAGCAACAUAAACCCUGAGUCGGGGCUUUCCAUGGGCCCCAUAGCAUCUGCCGCGGACGCCAUUACAUUGCACACAUGUAUUAUGGCUGUGCCGCCAUCUAUCAAGGCUUUCUUAUAGAGUAAUUGAAUCCUCUGGGCUCACAUGGACACCUAUCACCUGGUAUUAACAAGCCGCAGUCCCCAUUGCAACUAGAGCUUUUGGGGCCAUCGUCCAGUCUAUACAGUGGUCCCUCAAAUUACAAUAUUAAUUGGUUCUGGGACAACCAUUGUAUGUUGAAACCAUUGUAUGUUGAGACCAUAACUCUAUGGAAACCUGGUAAUUGGUUCUGAUGCCCCCAAAAUGUCAUCCAAAAAAUAGGAAAAAGUGAGGAUUAAAGAAAAUAAGUAGAUAACUAAUAUAGAUAAAGCAAAUCCUUACAUAUAAAAGUAAUAAAGAUCUGCUGGGGG